UUGAUGAGUGUACAGUGACGGGCAAAAUUCAUGCCGUAACAUUUAAAAACAUCGAUUAUUUCCCUGAAAUUAUUGGAAUAGUUUAUGUUGAUAUAAUGAAUUUAAUUGAUUGUGUCUAUGACUAAUAUGUGAAUUAGUGGCAAGGAUAAUAAUGGCUGAGUUUUCUUGACAUCGAACAUGUGUAGUGUAUUAGGUGACAAAAUUUAACAAAUAAUGGCUGUGUUCUCGCUUCUUGGGAGUAAAGCUAUUUUAGCCAUUUGCAACUUUUUACUGCUGGCUUGUGGUUUUCUCCUGAUCACAGGAGGAAUGCUGGUCUUAUCAGACCAAGAAAAAAUCUUGCUCUCUCGGUUAUUAACCUCAGGCCCACUAUCAAACAUGCCUCAACCUUUUCUUUAUUACGUAGGAAUUGGUUUAGCUGCCGUAGGUUUAAUUCUGACAUCGACGGGUAUUUUAGGAUGUUGGGCCUCUUGCAUGCACAAUUACUACCUACUGACAUCGUACUUCCUGAUCAUAAUGGUCGUCCUCGUGGGUGAAUGCGCCGUUUAUGCAAUAGCUUGGGCUUGGCCUAAUUGUCUAGGUUUGGAAGUGGAUCCCGAAGACUUAACCAAAAGUUUACAAAGAAAUUACGGUAACGUCGAACAAGUUCAGUUCACGGCUGCUAUCGAUCUAGCGCAAACUUUAUUUAAUUGUUGCGGAGUUGAAUCUGCUAAUGAAUAUGAUACUUCGUUGUGGCGUUUGCAAGGUUUAGGGGCGAAUCUAGCAAUUCCGCGAAGUUGUUGCAAGUUGGAAAAUAAUAACGAUAGGAAAGGAUAUUUGGACCCUAAACCGACAAAUCUGACAUUGUGCCAAGCACUCGAAUCCAACAGACAUGAAGAAUACAGACAUUUAGAAGGCUGCAACGAUGGUCUUCAGCAGUGGUAUCGCCAACAUUAUUUAGUUUUUCUAGGAAUAGGACUAGUAGCUGUACUAGUAGAGUUUCUAGUUCUGCUAAGUACUAUCUUGAUGUGCACAAGAAUAUACAAACACAAUCAAGAAGUCAAAGAAGAUGCCAAAAAAAUUAGUGCCGAACCAAAGACUGGGGUCACUUCUUCUAUACAAACUUUCCAAAGGAGGUCUCCCACAAAUGCAUACAGUAAUGAAACUUAUGCAAUGACUAAUAGUUUCCGGCAGAACUACAAAUUGGUGGAUCGAGUAUGAUGGUGGAUUAAAGGCUUUGUUUUUCCAAACAAUGCCCGUGUUUAUGAUUUACGCAACGUUGAAAUUGAGUCAAUGUUGUGGUAACUUUUGCCGAUUUUAAAAGUAAUUUGAUAUUGAUAAACUAUAGUCUAGGUUAAAAUUAGGGAUAUUUAUAUAUUUUUGAAAUAAAUUUUUACAUUCUUA
This is a messenger RNA of Tribolium madens (black flour beetle), 1380 nucleotides long. RefSeq names its product tetraspanin-11. The transcript is spliced from 6 exons. The record is from RefSeq and is a predicted model, not a curated record. Gene Ontology annotation, cellular component: membrane. The coding region runs from base 214 to 1197 and encodes 327 amino acids. NCBI's taxonomy places the organism in Eukaryota, Metazoa, Arthropoda, Insecta, Coleoptera, Tenebrionidae.